CCCGCGUUACGAACACAGGGGUCGCUGCCGGCCCUGAUGCCGUUUCAGUCAGGAUGUUCGCAUGGGGAAAGACGUCACUCCCGUGAAGCGUCUCCGCCGCGGCUGAGGGACGCGGGGCCCGGGCGGGGUGUGUGUCUGUGCGUGGGGAGUUGAGUGUGGGAAUCCCCUGAAGCAGCGGCGGCGAAUGUGUGUGGAAGCAGAGGAAGGAGGAAUUUGUUGAGCAUGCGGCGGUGACCGCCAGCGCCUCCCUCUUGGGGGUGAGGCAGCGCUUCUGAUUCAACUGGGCGUCUGCUGGGAGAACUUAUGAAAAGUUUCCCUCGAGUCUCUGUACAGGGACAGCCCUGCGUCUCCCCACCCCUUGGCCCGGCUGGGAAGGCAGGCUGGCCAGUCAGCCUCCUCUCUCUCAGUCUCGCUCUCUUUAUGGAAGCUUCUCAGCUGGACACUGCUCAGGGCUUUAAUCCCGCAAGGGGUAAACCUCAGCAAAACUCUGGCAUUUCUUAUCACUAUUGCUGUCACCAGGAUGCUUUUGAAGGUUCAAGUACCAGGUUCGGCAUGCCUAGUGGGCUAUAAAAAGACACCACCACCAGUCCCACCUCGGACCACCUCAAAGCCGUUCAUCUCUGUCACAGUGCAGAGCAGCACCGAAUCGGCACAGGACAACUACCUGGACAACCAGGACCACAAGAGUGAGGUCAACAGCCAGUCGGGACUGAGCAAUUCCUCAGAUAGCUUAGAAAGUACCAGACCACCUAGUGUGACAAGAGGAAGCAUUGUGACUCCAGCCAGAGAGCCUCCUGAGUUACCCCAGAAAAAUGCAACCUUGAAGAGUGACAAAGGAACACUGACGAACGAAGAGCCAAAGGUGGAGAAUAUCCCCAAAAGGAAGCUGUCAUCUAUAGGAAUACAAGUUGACUGCCUUCAGCCAGUGGCAAAAGAGGAGCCCCCUCCAUCAGCCACCAAAUUCCAGUCCAUCGGGGUACAGGUAGAGGACGAGUGGCGCAAGAGCCACUCUCACAGCAUGUCCACCAAGCAGGAUACAGAUUCUGACUCGCAAGAACCGAAUAACUCUACUUGUAAAUCAUCUGAGAGAAGCCUUGCUGAUUGCCCCCCAUGCAACAAUUCCAACAACCUUGAUGCCAGUACGAGGCAAACAGCCAUGCCCUCCCAGAUAAAGAGAAACCUCUCCUAUGGAGAUAGCAAUGACCCAGCCCUAGAGCCUUCCUCCCUUCCUCCUCCUGAUCCUUGGCUUGAAACGUCCACCAAUGCUCCAUCAGAACCAACACAACCAGGAGCUUGCCGAAGGGACGGGUACUGGUUUCAGAAACUGCUGCAGGCGGAGACUGAAAGGUUAGAAGGAUGGUGUCGUCAGAUGGACCAAGAGACCAAAGAGAAUAAUCUCUCUGAAGAAGUCUUAGGCAAAGUUCUCAGUGCAGUGGGCAGCGCACAAUUGCUAAUGUCACAGAAGUUCCAGCAAUUCCGUGGCCUCUGUGACCAAAACUUGAACCCCAAUUCCAAUCCCAGGCCCACAGCACAGGACCUUGCUGGUUUUUGGGAUCUCUUACAAUUGUCCAUCGAAGACAUUAGCAUGAAAUUUGAUGAGCUGUACCACCUGAAAGCUAAUGGCUGGCAGCUUACAGAGACACCGGAGAAGAAGGAAGAGAAGAGGCCACCCCCUCCUGUGCCAAAGAAGCCAGCCAAACCUAAAUCCCAGCUAAACCGGGACAAGGCCUCUGACUCGGUGGAUAAACAGCGCCAGGAAGCCCGCAAGCGCCUCAUGGCAGCCAAGCGCGCUGCCUCAGUCCGGCAGAACUCUGCCACCGAGAGCGCAGACAGUAUUGAAAUCUAUGUUCCUGAGGCACAGACCCGUCUUUGAGCAAGGGGAAGAGGAAGGAAACACAUUCUUUUUCACGCCAUUAAAAAGGGGGGAAAGGUUCACUAAAUUUAGUGCGAUUUAUUUGGUCUAGAGACACAGAGCCAACCUUGCAAAGGGCUCCCAAUUUGGCUUUCUCUCUGCCUCUCUUUUCUUCUCCCCCCCCCUCCAGUCCCAGCUUUAAGUACUGAAGAUUUUGAAAGAGAAUCCCUUCCCGGUUCGGUGGUUUGGUGUUUUUUUCUCUCCCGCACCCUCUUUCACACUGGCUGUGGUGUGGUGGAACAGACUCUAGGAAACACAGCCCUUUAGACUUGGAACUGCAACCUUUUUACUUGUUCUAUCUGAGGAGAAUUACUAGCUUGUUUACAUGAAAUGGACAAAAAUUGAAACAAAGCCUUGGGCACUUGCCAUGCUGUGCUUUUUUUCUCCCUAUGGUAUUCUUUCUGUCCUCCCUUCCCCACACUGUCUUUCUCUUUUUCUCUCUCUCUCAUUCUGUUCCCGCUCCUUGUUUUUUCUCCUGUGGUUCUUAGCCUCCCUUUCUUUGUCAUCCUUUCUCUGCAUGGCGUUGUUUACUGUGUUAGAAGUAAACUCUUCCACACAGCUCCAGAAGAAAACACCUGUUCAGUGUAUACUAUUGUUGCGCUCUGCUAGUGAGCAGCCUUUUGAUUUUAAUAUGUAUUAUUUUUCCUUAUAGGUGGGUUGGGAGUAGGAGGCCCCGGGGUGGAUCAGGGCGGGAGGCAGUAGGGCUUUGGGUUCAUAUAUCUCUUAGUUUAAUUAUGUAAAAGGAGGGUGAGAUCCGUGGGAUGUAAAUGGAGUGGGAUAUUAAUGCAGCCUGGAAGCAAACAAGUGCAAUAAGAUAGUGUUGUGGCCUGUGUACACUCCCCUGAAUGGUGCUGCAAAAGGAAGAUUUUCCAUACAGGAUACUCAGUCAGAAAUACAGUGUGGUGGAUCCAUAUGCUAACCCCCAAACACACUUCUGUUCUCUUUUCUGCAGUCCCCCCCUCCCUGCAAUUUUUGUGUUUUUUUGUGUGUGUGCAAAGAUCUGUGUAUAAGAAAGCAGCUGCUACACAAUAGGGGUUGGGUGGGGACGUGUAUCAAAGGGGUGUGUAAUAUUCUCCAGUGGAGGACAACAGCUUUUGUACAGAAAAUAAAGAGGAGGUAGCUGAUGGAGGUGUGGCAGUUCACCUGCCUACCUGUAUGUAUGUGUACAUAUGCACAUAUACACUUAGUAGGAUCUGUAUAUUUAACUCGUACACAUGCAUACCCAUUCACACAUGCACGCAUUCAGAUGGUGUCUUUAAAAAACACCUCAGUGACAGUGGGUGUAUGUACAGCAUAUAUUUUUACAUGUACUAUAGCUAGAUGUGUGUAAAAGUGUGUGCAAAAAUAUAUACCCUGCAUAUUAUCAGAUUUCCCUCUCCCACCCCACCCCCUUGUGUCCCAUGUUCUUUGGGGAUGCAGUCAUUAAACUUCACUUUGAUCCUCCUCUUUUCCCCUUCCUAUUUUGGCCUAAUUUUGUGGAGCCAGAAGUCAAAUAGCCAGUUCCAAGUUUCUCCUCUGCCCAUUACCCUAUGCACCCCCCCAAAAAAAGGGUGCGUUUGUCUCAAAACUGUGCACUACCAUUGUGGAAGAUGAUAGAAAUUGUUCAGGUGGUCGGAAUUCCAAAGGAAUUUUAUACUGUUUAAUUAGUAAUUUAAGGCAAUGAUGAUAAAAUGCUACAACCUAAUCAUGUCAGUGAAUGCUGUGUACAGUGUCUAUGCAUAGAGAGUGUUACAGACUUUUCCAUCUGCCCACUUAAUGUGCAUUUUUGUAACCUGUGAAAGCUUGGCCAUAUAGACUGUGGCUUCAAAUCAAGCUUGAUUUUUCCCCCUCUUUUCCCUCCCUCACCACCCCAAAUGUCUUUAUAACAAUGGUAGAUGGUCCUUGACUGACUUUUGAAGCAAAUGGCUGACUUUCACAGUUCUUUGUAUUAAAAUUUGAAACGUGUGGAAUGUGACUUGUUUUACUCACGUUUCCAAAGGCAGCAAUCUCAGUAAUUAGCUGGGUAAUUGCUUGAUGGACUCAGUUGCUGGUGAGUGUCUUCUAGCCCACAGAUUCCCACUUGAAGUCAAGGGGAUUAAAUGUUCUAUGUAUAUCCAGCUAAAUUGGUUUUAUGAAUUGCAGCCUAAGUGACCUUUGACUUCCGUUGCCUCAGUGCUGCUUCACGCAUUACAUAGCAGCAAAUAAGUGUUUAGUCCCCCACCCCAUGUAUGCAUAGAAGAGAACAAAACUAAUCACUUUUCUCUGGCAUGUGUACCACAUGAUACAUGCAUUGCCCAUGUUCAUCCUUUUAUAUCUUAGGUGUAUUCACAAAGUGUUUUAUGUGCACACCUAAAAGAUGUGUGAAGUGGCUUCAGUCUGUUGCAAUAAGAGUAAAAAUGAUACUGGAUUCAAAGAAAGACACUGUGAAGGAAGCUUGAGUCAUGUGCAGAGAGAUCUCUCUCUUGAGUGUCUCGAGUUUUGCUACCAAUAGCUAGGAAAUAGGUGUAAGGUUUCAUCUGGUUGAAGGGGUGCAAUCAAAGCAAAAACAGUUGGCUGGUUUUACAAGUGACUAAAUUUCAAUAAAACACCUCUGAGCUUUCUUGUGUUAAAAAAGAAAAAAAAGUAGUGUACUUGGUAGGCACUGCUGCUUGAGCUGCAGGACAGCACUGAAAAAUGUUUACAUGGAUCUCACUUGGAUGAAAUGACACAGCAGCCUAAACAUUCCCAUGGUUGGAAUGCAGUUGGAUCAGGGCCCUGUCAAUUGCCUUUUGCUUUGAUAUACCCCCCCCAGUUCUAGAGGAGACUUCUUCACCAGGUCUGACAAAGGUCUUUUGUGUACAAAUUAGUUUUAUUCAAUAGGGUGACAAGGUAGCAAAUGAUCUACCUCCUCUUGCAGAAUCAACAGUUAACCAUUACUACCCCUUCCAUAAUAUAAACAUUUAUCCAGGGAUGAAACAAUUGCCUUUCAGACACCCAUAUCUCUAAAAUCUCUGAAAGGGGCACAAACCAGGUGGCUCAAUAGGCACAAAAACUUAUUUCUGAUUUUUUUCCCCCAAAGGGCUGUAAAUCUUCUAAUUUUUUUGUGCUUCUGUGGACUGUGAAAGUUAAGAGCCAGAUUAAAUUAAGUUUUUAAGACUUCUGCAUGAGUGUAAUGGGAAUACAGCCAAUGGCUGCACUCUGAAUCAGUUGGGGCCUGUUCUGAUGAAUUGAUUGCAAAAGUCAUCUGUUUCAGCGAUCAUUAAUUUGGCCCAGUCUCGUUCCACCCCCUGCAGUUCCAAGGCAAAAACUAGGUUUGUUCCCGGUAAGGCUAAGAAGAUUGGUGUGAUUUAAUGAUUUCAUCCCUUGUAGCAAUAGUUCUGAGGAAAGACUAUGGUUUCAAUGUUUUUCAAGAGACAACCUGAAAAGAACCAUCACUGAAGCGGCCCUGAAAAGCCCGUUUGGUGAAACUGCUCCAUAUAAACUUUUGUUUAUCUGAUAGUUAUGGGGAUUGAAAACGUGUACAUACAUAGUGCUUUGAACGAUAACCUGAUUUGUUUUCUAACCAUGAAAAACAAAAUGUUACACUUUCCCCAAACUAAUUUAGCCUGCUUCUUAGUUUUAUUGCAGAAAAAAGGAAGAAACAACUGUGUAGCCCUAUGAUUGUUAACUUUCUGGCAAUUAAAAAAAAAAAGAUACAAAAGCCUUGUAUCUAGACCUAUGGCCCAACAAUUUGUAAUGUGAACCUUGCUGCCAUUGUAAACUACAGUAAAACAAAGAAAGGUGCCUGUGUGGUGCCCUUAUGCCUC
This is a messenger RNA of Rhineura floridana, 5676 nucleotides long. Its product is annotated as disks large-associated protein 4-like. The record is from RefSeq and is a predicted model, not a curated record. NCBI's taxonomy places the organism in Eukaryota, Metazoa, Chordata, Lepidosauria, Squamata, Rhineuridae. Gene Ontology annotation, molecular function: molecular adaptor activity. Gene Ontology annotation, biological process: signaling. The transcript has 9 exons. Gene Ontology annotation, cellular component: glutamatergic synapse; postsynaptic specialization. The coding region runs from base 521 to 1873 and encodes 450 amino acids.